Messenger RNA from Mesoplodon densirostris (Blainville's beaked whale), 1071 nucleotides. RefSeq names its product testis-specific Y-encoded protein 3-like. Gene Ontology annotation, biological process: nucleosome assembly. Bases 1 to 1071 code for a protein of 356 amino acids. The transcript has 9 exons. NCBI's taxonomy places the organism in Eukaryota, Metazoa, Chordata, Mammalia, Artiodactyla, Ziphiidae. The record is from RefSeq and is a predicted model, not a curated record. Gene Ontology annotation, molecular function: chromatin binding; histone binding. Gene Ontology annotation, cellular component: nucleus; chromatin.
AUGGGCAGCGAGGCGGGGCCAGGGGAAGGUGGCACUGCCCGGGGACCCGGGGUCCUCCUAGGUGUGGUGCGGGAGGUGGGUAGGGUGCUGGCACUAGCUGAUGGGUGGGGCGAGGAGGCCGCCAUCUUUAGCGGGGAGGUGGUGCAGCAAGGCGCGGCCCUGUUGGAGGGACAGGUGGCGGGGAUCAUGGAGGUGUUUUGGCAGCCUGUGGAGGACAUGAUGGAAGAGGUGGAGGAGGUGGCGGAGGAGCAGCAGCAGCAGGAAGAGCAGGAAGAGCAGAAGCAGGAAGAGCCAGGGCGUGGACCCACGAUCCCCGGGUCCCCGCUGGAGGCGCUGGAGGCCCUGGAGGCCGCGCAGUUACAGCUGGAGCCUGUGAAUAGGCAAUGCUUCCGAAGCUACUUUCGUCUCAGACUCACAGCACUUCGGAGGCGGAAGCACUAUCUAGAACACAGAAGCACCAUCAUCCAGAGCAUCCCUGGCUUCUGGUUCAAAGUUUUUGUGAACGACCGCCGGAUGUCAGCCAUGAUGAGUGCCCAAGAUAAAGACAUACUUAGCUACAUGACCAACUUGAAGGUGGAGGAACUCAGAUAUCCCAGUGAUUGCCGCAAGAUCACGUUGUUUUUCCGGAACAACCCCUAUUUCCAGAAUGAGGUGGUUGUUAAGGAGUAUCUCGUUCACGUCACUGGAUAUAGGGCGUCUCAUUCCACUCCAAUUCAGUGGCACCAUCGUUUUGAAAGGGAGGCGUAUAGCCGCAGGCACCACAACAGCGGCCUUAACUUCUUCAGCUGGUUCUCUGACCACAGCUGUGCAGGAUCUAGCAGGAUUGCUGAGAUCAUCGGCGAGGACCUGUGGCCCAAUCCCCUGCGCUACUACCCGAGGGAGGAAGGCCCCACCGGGACAGGUGACAGAGAGGAGGACAGGUACAGCGGCUCCAACACAGGCGUCCCUGAGGGUGGCGUAUUGACAGUACCAUUUCCGUCCCACAUGAAAAUCGUGGACCAAGCACCUCACCCAGAGGAUCAGGUGGUGCUGAAGGCAUGUGACGGCUUCAGGAAGACAGAGCCAGGAUGA